AAGCAGCAGCACAUUGUGCUGAUCAGCGGGGGCAAAGCAGGAUAAGCGCAACCCGUUCUAUUUCCUAUUUCGUCUCAUCCGAAGUCAGAGGGAAACAGGAAAGCUGGGGGGCGCGUGAAACCUCACCCUCAUUUCCACACAACACAGCAAGUCCUGCGCGUGUGCUGCGUUCAGCUCGAAGCGGGGAACUUACUGGGGAACAGUGCCAGCAGAUUAUCUGUAAGGUGUUGUGUCAGUUCUGCGGAAGGAAGGGAAAGGCGACAUUUCCCGGGAGGAACUCCGCAAGUCUUGGAAACUUCCCAGUGAAGCAUCGAUUAAGGACCCCCCGCCCACUUUGCCUCUAUUCCACAGUAUACUGGGAGAGAGAGAGAGAGAGAGAGAGAGAGAGAGGGAGAGUUGUGCAGCCGCUGCGGUGCAUGGAGCAACAAAGGCUGAAUGGUUAAACUCGAAGAGCCGCUUUGAAAAGAGCCCAGCUCUCGUUGCUCUGCGUGUUUUCCUAAACACACCAUCUGCCUCCGCUUGGAUCGGGAUCAUUUGUGGGACCCGAACAGCUGCUACUUUUUACACUAACUCUCGCCGCGGACGCGACAUUGAUGCUCGGGCACCGCCGUCAUCCCCCUAGUUUUGCGAAAGUCUGCUUCUGCGGCCGCUCACUGAGGGAAGUGGACUAGUCGGUGGCCAAAGUGGGAUUUGCAGAAGUUGCACACAUUUCACCCACUCGCGGGUUUACAAGAGUAAGAUCCGGAUAGUCGAGGUGCCAUGGCGAUGUGCGUGGGGAUGUGGAUACUCCUGUUGGCGCUGCACAUCCACGGUGGCAAUGGACAAAUGGUACAGAUGGAUCCCAGUAAGUCUGGAUUUGUGGGUUCACAAGUGGAGCUGCGCUGCAUUUUCAUCAACAGCAACCCCCCGGUCAAGAUCUCCCAAGUCACCUGGCAGAAGUUCCUCAACGGCACCAAGCAAAACGUGGCCAUAGCCAACCCGGCCCUCGGCGUGUCCGUCCUGCCGCCCUUCAAGGAGCGGGUCAGCUUCAAGCAGGCCGCAGUGCUCCAUAGCAAGCCCUCACUGGAGGACACCACCAUUGUGUUCUCCAACCUGCAGCUGUCCGAUGAAGCGGCCUACAUCUGCGAGUACACCACGUUCCCGGCCGGCAACAGAGAGAACAUGGUCAACCUCACUGUGUUUGCUCGUCCUAUGACACGUUUGAGCUUGACGACGCCCACCAUCGUGGCUAGGGGUCAGAAACGCAAGAUGACCGUUGCCACGUGUGUGUCGGCCAAUGGCAAACCCCCGAGCGUGAUCAAGUGGGAGACCAGGCUGAAGGGCGAGGCCACUUUCCAGGAGGUUCGCAACCAAAACGGGACGGUGACAGUACGCAGCAACUACGUGGUGAUACCGAGCCGCGAGACCCACAAGCAGAAGCUCACGUGUAUCGUGACGUACCGGGAAGAAAGGAUCACGGACAGCGUGGUGCUCAACGUCCAAUAUGAACCCGAUGUAAAGAUCGAGGGGUUUGAUGGAAACUGGUACCUGAACCGUCAGAACGUUCAGCUGACCUGCAGGGCUGAUGCCAACCCCCCUGUCACUGUCUACCAGUGGAAACUCUUGAAUGGCUCCCUGCCCACUAAUGUGGAGAUCAAGAACAACACCCUGUUCUUCAAGGGGCCGGUGACCUACGACCUCGCUGGCACGUAUGUCUGCGACGCAACCAAUGGAAUUGGGACCCGUACUGGCAGCGUGGAUCUCAACAUCACAGAAUUCCCUAUCAACCCGACAAAUGGGGGCCAAGAGAUCACGCAGGAGCACAAUGCAGGUGCCGCCAUCGGGGGAGCUGUGGGGGGCGUCGCCCUGUUGGGCUUAGCGGCCAUACUGCUCUUCGUAUUCCUUCGCCGCCGCCAGCGCACCUUCAAGGGCGACUACAGCACCAAGAAACACGUGUUCGGGAACGGGUACAGCAAGGCCGGCGGCCUGCCCGCCCAUCCCCCGAUCCCCAAGAACCUGCAGUACCCGGACGACUCCGACGACGAGAAGAAACCCGCCCAGAUCGGCGGCACCGGGGGCUUCGAGGCGAGCGAGCGCGACUUUGAAGCCGAAGCCGAGGACCUGAAGAGGCCCUAUUUCACUGUGGAUGAGGGAGAGAGCCGAGAUUAUGACGAGCGGACUCUGGCCUUCCAGUACGAUCCCGAACCUGAGCUAGCCGAUGAUAUGAUCUCUCAAACCGAUGGCUCCGUCAUUUCUAAGAAAGAGUGGUAUGUGUAGGGGCAUGCAACAACCAAACCAAACAACCCCCCCGGGUGUCCUCCCCACCCCACCUGCAUUCCACUGCACCCUCCACCUUCAUCACAACCCAACCCUCCCAUUCAUCAAACUGCACCUGUCACAGUCCUGUUUCCCCCCCCCCCCCCCCAUGAGACCCCAUCCAAACGUAUCUUAACUAGAAAAAUCAAGCGUCUAAAUAGCAACGUCCACUUCUCCGCGCGACAGGAUUGGUGUCAGUUCCAUCAGGUAAACGGGCAAAAAUAAAAACUAAGGUAUGUAAACCGACUUGUUGUCGCUGACCCUUGAGGUCCAGCGAGGUCAUUGGUUGAUUAAUACUGGUGUAUUAUUAUUUUUGUGUAUUUUAUUUUUCUUGUCAUAGAUGUAUUAAAUGUAUAAAAAUGAGACUGCAGGUUAAGGUUUUGGUGAGCACAUAUGUGAAAGUCCUACACUGGAUGUAAGAUUGGAUUGUUUUUCUUUUUCUUCUUUUUUUACCAUUGCCUUUUUUUUGGUCAUUUUUAUGAUGUGUUUUUGUACGACUUUUUUUUUUUAAGUGAGCAGAGAAUCGAGAGUUAAAUAUCGGACAUAACCUUUAGGUGGCGUUUUAAGUGUUUGUAAUUCUGUGGUCAAACGAAUAAGAGAAACAAAAAAACAGGAAAAUGACACCAUACAUCACCCGGUUUCAUUUCUCAUGUUUCUCGCUGGGGUUUUGUGUCCAUGAGAUGUGUCACUUUUGUAUAUUUACAGCAUGAGAAACAGACAUGUUAUUGCUGUUUUCCCAAAGACAUGUUUAGUAUUUCAUGACCCUCCGUGUUUAUAUGCUCCAUGUGGUUCUUCACCGAGGGGGAGUCGGUCUACUGAGCUGUAAUGACAUCGCAGUAACAGAUAAAUACUGAGUGUUUUCACUUUUUUUUUUUGAUCAUGUCAAAAUAAAAGUCCCACAUCAGUGAGUCAGAUUAGCAAGAGGGUGAGACUGGCUGCUGUAGUAUACCGUCUGCUUUUGUGUGACAUUAUCACAAAAACCAGAAUGUAUACUACUGUAUAUACUCACAUCACAAGGUUUGGUAAGUCCCACAGUGAAACCUUCAUUAAUGCUCUGAAAUGUCAUUAUUGUCACUUGACUUGAACCUGUGUACAACAAACUCGAAAUCUUACCACUAGAAUGGAAUUCCUUUUGUAUGUGUGGGUGUUUAUGGGCGAGUGUGUAUAUGUGUGUGUGUGUGUGUGCGCGUGCCGAGUUGUCAUCAUUAUGUUAUAACCCUGUUUUUAAUCAAGUGGACGUCAAGAGAAAGUAGCCUGGGGGAAUUUCCUAAUAAUGACUUAGUCUCGACUUAUAAUUGUGUGACUCCGUACUGAAAGCAUUGGCUUAAGCCUCCCCAGUCACAACAGCAGCGUUUUUCUAUGAGGAGUCACUCACGGACGCAAAGGACACGGACAAUGUCAACUCAUGCUUUUCUUUUUAUGUCUACGGACAAAAAAAAAAAAAAAAAAAAAAGAUAUUUUAACAUUUGAAGGGAAUUCAAAUAUGAUGGUGACCCCGCUGGAGUAUAAUGAGUCACCUGCUGCUUUCAUGAUGUCGUUCAAUGCAUUGCCUUUUUUUCUUUGUAAAGCAAACGUGGGGGAUUUUAAAAAGGAAUGGUCGGUUGUCCCAACCUCUAGAUUGAUAAUGUCCCUAUCUAUAGAUGCAUAUUUUUCAAAACAAGUGCCAGUGGAUGAUUUGUUUCACUCCAUAACACAACCAGCAAACAAUGUUUGCUUCACACACACACACACAAAAAGAGUUCAGUGUGAAAUAUGGGAUGAAACAGACGCAAAGGGGAGCAAAUCCAUCGAUAUAAACAGCAUAUCUGACUCACUCUGAACAAUAUAAAUACUGUAUUAAGCCUUAUUUUAUGCAUGUUUCUUUUGUGUGGGAGUGGAAGUGUGUAUGUCACUUUUUUUUUUUGUAUCAAUUCCAAUGUGUUUGUUCUCAUUUGCAGCUCAGAAGGCAGCACUUUGUCAGUGUUGUUAGUAUUCACAGAGGUACAAGGGUACAGGCCCACGGUGCUCGGUCUGCUGCCAGUGGGAGAUGUGAAUGUUUUACAGUCCAUGCUUGUCUACUGUACGUUUCCAGAUAAGCAUGUUAUUAUGAGCCUAAAACUAUACUGCAUUUUCACCGCAAAGUGGGAAAUUUCACGUCCAGUGUCAUUUUCUUUUCACUUCAGUUCCGUUCCAUUUCUACUCUCUGCUUUAUUUCAUUUUAUCCGGGGUUAAUAAAAUUGCUCGCCACAGCGAGGGAGCGACGCAUAAGUUCUGCCACUGAAAGCUUCAGAGGAAGUGGGUGGAAACUAAUCGACAGUAGCGGGGGUUUCUACUUUCAAAUCACUUUUUUAUAGCCUGUAGUUUACUAAUCACCUGCAGAUUAACUGUUUAUGCCGCAGAGCUCCGAUUCCAUUUGGCUUUUGCAUCGCAACAGAGCAGAGACGGAAUUAGCCUAUAAAAGAUCCUUUUUUUUGCAUUCAGUGCCUAUCAAAACUAAAUAGAUUUGAGGUCGUUUGUUGCAGCUGCUUUGUUUAACAUAUUCACGCCCGGAAUUAGACGAUGAAUAAUAGUGAAAUAUGACGUGGACUGCAAACAUCUUCGAAUCCAAUUAAUGAUGUACUGUAAUUUUUGUUGUGAGUGCAGUCAAUUUAUGCUAAUGUAGUGGCGACGUUAUAGCAGAGCUCCAGCGCCGUGAUAACAAACAGCAACGAUGCAGCUAUCCUUGGUCUUUCAAUCUCGUUAGAAGCUGCACGUUGUUAAAGUCAAAUGACGGCUAAAAUGGUCGAACAGCCCUUCUUUGUCCUAAAGGGCCCUAAAGAGAUCUGACUUUUGCAACUGAAGUCACUUGAUGACGACAAUUUUAAGCACAACAAUCAAAACAAAUCCAGUGGGAAAAUGAUUACUUGUCAAAUUAAAAUUACACACACGGAAAAAAAAAAAAGACUUAAUGCCCUUUUGAAAGCACAAGCUUAAGGUUUCGUUGGACUUAAAACUUUUCCCGCAUCCAUUAUUAUCAAACCACUGCCGCACUUGCUUGUCGGACAUGUUGGACAGAGAAAAAGCUCUCGGAUGGGAUUAAACAUUGUGUAUACCAGUAGAUGUAAACAUUGGCUUCAUGUUGUCGGGGUGUUAUGAAUAUCUAUUUUGUAAUACUGACUGUAACUUCAUUCCAUUCUAAUCUACUUUUUUGUAUUCAGUGUGUUCGACAUUCCGCUGUAAAUACUGUACAUACGGUCAAAAUAGUCGGGAUUUAUUUGUGGGGGCGGGGGGGGGGGGGGGGUGCGAUUGUGUAGGGGGACCCUGGUUGUGUAAAAAUAAACAUAUUUUGACUGCAAACGUGGCGACACAAUGGAUGGAUAGACGGCGUCGAUGACAUUGCGUAGCUUAUUUCCAAAGUCCCACCUAAAAAUGCUCCUCCAGUACGUUUUUAAUAUGCCACUAGUGGCUUCACUGUCAUAUAAAAAGGGGGUGACGCAUACAGUUUGUUGAUAAUAAUGUUAUUGAGAGAAAAUUAAAAGAGAGAAACUGUCUGUAUGCAGCCAUGUGAAUGUAUAUUUCUGAGGGUGUUACAAAUAUGAAAACAACAAAAAAAAAAAAUCUUGUUCAAUUGUGAUGACCCAGUGAAGUAACUUGUAUUUGUUUUAAGCAUUAAAAUGAGUUCAAUAGUCAA
Messenger RNA from Solea solea (common sole), 5944 nucleotides. It is a transcript of the gene nectin1b, whose product is annotated as nectin cell adhesion molecule 1b. Gene Ontology annotation, biological process: homophilic cell-cell adhesion; heterophilic cell-cell adhesion; protein localization to cell junction. Lineage: Eukaryota; Metazoa; Chordata; Actinopteri; Pleuronectiformes; Soleidae. The transcript has 6 exons. Bases 760 to 2256 code for a protein of 498 amino acids. Gene Ontology annotation, cellular component: adherens junction. The record is from RefSeq and is a predicted model, not a curated record.